Pelecanus crispus (Dalmatian pelican) is the source of this 636-nucleotide messenger RNA. Lineage: Eukaryota; Metazoa; Chordata; Aves; Pelecaniformes; Pelecanidae. The record is from RefSeq and is a predicted model, not a curated record.
AUGCUGGCCUAUAAUGCUGUAAGAGCUUCAGGAGCUCAAAAUAUUUACCAUUUUUUCCCCUUUUUAAACAGGCACUACUUUGCACUGCCCACUAAUCCCGGUGAGCAGUUCUUUAUGUUUUGCACGCUUGCCGCUUGGCUGAUCACUAAAGCGGGACAUCCCUUCGAACAGCCACAAGAAUAUGAUGACCCCAAUGCAGUAAUAUCAAAUGUACUCUCAGAACUGCGAUCAUUUGGAAGGCCUGUGGAUUUUCCUCCCUCAAAAUUAAAGGCAGGUUAUGGAGAGCAAGCGUGCUAUGUUCUUGAUUGUUUAGCUGAAGAAGCCUUGAAAUACACUGGCUUUAGCUGGAAAAGGCCAGCAUAUCCAACAGAAGAGCUAGAAGAAGAAGAAAUAACAGAAGAUGAUGCAGAAUUAACACUUAAUAAACUGGAAGAGGAUGUUAUGGAAGAAGAGUCGGACAAUGAAGAAAAUUUUAUUGACCUGAAUGUUCUGAAGGCACAAACAUGCAGAUCAGACAUGAAUAACUCUGCAAAACAAGAAGAGAUUUUACAGUCCACGACAGAUGCAGCAGAGUGGAAUCUGGAAGUGGAACGUGUGCUUCCACAGCUGAAAGUUACAGUCAGGACUGACAAUAAG